This is a messenger RNA of Dioscorea cayenensis subsp. rotundata (Guinea yam), 5178 nucleotides long. RefSeq lists its product as uncharacterized. The transcript has 4 exons. Lineage: Eukaryota; Viridiplantae; Streptophyta; Magnoliopsida; Dioscoreales; Dioscoreaceae. Gene Ontology annotation, molecular function: nucleic acid binding; oxidoreductase activity; flavin adenine dinucleotide binding. The coding region runs from base 1 to 5178 and encodes 1725 amino acids. The record is from RefSeq and is a predicted model, not a curated record. Gene Ontology annotation, biological process: DNA integration.
AUGACUGAUAGCAUGGUGACCAGAGCGCGAGCGGUCGAUGAACAACUGUCGUCCAUGGCCGAACAACUCGCCAAACACGACGCAGUCCUCUCCAAAAUCGACGGCCUCUGUUCCACCGUACAACAUCACUCAGAUUCCUUUGAACUCAUGCGAAAAAGCCACUCCGAAUCCUUCGACCUUCUCCGCAACUCCCUGGCCGCUCAGCAGACGGUGAUGGCUGAGAUGUUGGUUAAACUUCAACAUCUCGACCGACCAACACCACUUCUGCCAACCUCUCAACCACCAUUACUUCCACUUCCUCCAUCCACCAUCCCUCCAACACUCCACCAUUCUUCACCGUUAACGCCACCAUCUCUUCAUCCCACCUCGUCAUCCUUGCCUUCCAAGUUACCAAAAAUUGAGGUUCCAUUCUUCUCUGGCGAAGAUGCUAUUGGGUGGUUGUUUCAAAUAAACCACUAUUUCCUCUUCAACCAGAUUCCGGAUGACCAACGGGUCGCCAUCGCAGCCUUUUAUAUGGCAGGUCAGGCACGCCAGUGGUUUCAAUGGUUACACUCCACCAAUCAACUUGGGCAGUGGGAUGAUUUUGCUCGGAAGCUUGAGUUGCGCUUUGGCCCCUCCUCCUACUUCAAUUAUGAAGCAUCUCUUUUCAAGCUCAAACAAACAUCCACGGUCGAGGCUUUUCUCCAUGAAUUUGAAUGCUUAUCCACUAGGACCACCAGGCUUCAACCACUCAGCUUGAUAAACUGUUUUCUAUCGGGUCUUAAGGACGAGAUUCAGCGGGAGUUGUACAUGAUGAAACCGCAGAACCUCCAUGAUGCCGUCGGACUGGCCAAGAUAGUAGAGGACAAACUCCGUGCAGCACGAGCGGCCGCUAAUCGGCCCCUGUUUCAACGACCGCUGCUACCAGCACCACCGUCCACCCUAGCACUUCCCCCACCUGCUCAGCGCCCCACUUCCCUUCCACUUAAACGGUUAACGCCGACCGAAAUGGCAGCUCGCCGUGAGAAAGGCCUCUGUUUCAACUGCGAUGCCAAGUUCGUUCCCGGACACCAUUGUAAGCCAGCUCUCUUUCUCUGUUUAAUGAUGGAUUCCGACGACUCACCUGGGCCAGAAGAGGAUCCCCCUCCUGUUCAAGAUCUACCUUCACAAGAGUCGAUUCCUACUAGUAACUGGGCACCGGAUACACCCUGCAUCUCACUCCACGCACUGAUGGGGCAAAUGGUUCCGUCGACAUUGAAGAUCGCUGCAUCUAUCCAUGGAAAAGACAUCAUCGUCUUAGUCGAUGGCGGAUCUACAAAUAAUUUCGUUCAAUCGAAAUUAGCAACACAUCUCAACCUCUUAGUACAGCCGUCUUCACACCUGCGAGUUACUGUCGGCAACGGAGAUGCAUUAACUUGUGGUGGUGAAUGUUCGGGCGUUCCUCUGAAAAUGGGUUCAGCCACAUUCAAAGUGGAUCUGAUUUUACUACCCAUAUAUGGCGCCGACGUCGUAUUAGGCGUUCAAUGGCUGCGACAACUCGGUCCUAUUGUGUUCGACUAUAGUCAACUUUCGAUGGAAUUUAAUUAUAUGGGCCAGCAAAUCCGACUCAAUGGGUUAACUCAAUCCAGUUAUGAGCUCUCCCGACCUGCUUCUCUUCAAAAAUCAGGUUCAUCUGAGGGCCACUUUUACCAACUUACUGUGGAAUCAAUUGAAAAGGAUGCGGAUCCAAAGUUUGGGUCCAACGCACCGAUCGUCUUUCUCAGCAAAUUCCAAUCCAUUCUCCAGAACUACAGAGAUAUAUUUGCUACUCCAUCGGGCCUUCCCCCAGUCCGGGAACACGAUCACCGCAUUCCACUCCUUCCUGGAACAAGCCCGGUGAAUAUCAAACCGUACCGGUACCCUCAUUUUCAGAAGACGGAGGUUGAAAAACUUGUUGGAGAAAUGCUCGCCGACGGUAUUAUCAGACCGAGCAACAGCCCAUUUUCUUCGCCCGUUCUCCUGGUGAAAAAGAAGGAUGGCACUUGGCGUUUCUGCGUCGACUACAGGGGCCUGAAUGCCGUGACCAUCAAAGACCGGUUCCCGAUCCCCACAGUGGAGGAAUUACUCGAUGAAGUCGCCGGCGCUAAGAUCUUCUCCAAAUUAGAUCUACGAGCCGGAUAUCACCAAAUCAGAAUUUUCCCCGCCGAUGUUGAGAAGACGGCUUUCCGCACCCACGACGGCCACUUUGAAUUCCUCGUCAUGCCUUUUGGUUUGACCAACGCGCCGUCCACCUUCCAGUCUCUUAUGAAUUCAACAUUCAGGCAAGUGCUUCGCAAAUUCGUCCUUAUAUUCUUUGACGAUAUUCUUAUUUACAGCUCCGACUGGACAUCACAUUUAGCCCACCUUGACGAGGUGUUUCAACGUCUUCGCCAUCAUCGAUUGUUUGCAAAGUUGUCGAAAUGUGAAUUCGGCUGCACCUCUAUCGGCUACUUGGGACAUGUUGUUUCUGGGGAUGGCGUUGCCGUCGAUCCUACCAAAAUUGAAGCCAUAAAGGAUUGGCCAUUACCACAAUCCGCCAAAGCUCUUCGGGGAUUUUUAGGCCUGUGUGGUUAUUAUCGGAGAUUUGUAUCCAAAUACUCUCAAUUAGCUGCACCAUUAACCGCAUUGUUGCGCAAGGAUGCUUUCACGGAUGCUUCCGGGACCGGCAUCGGUGCGAUUCUGCUCCAGCAAGGGCAUCCUAUUGCCUAUUUUAGCAAACAACUCAGUCCACGGUUGCGGGCUUCUUCGACCUAUGCUCGAGAAAUGUUUGCCAUCACGGAAUCCAUCAAGAAAUGGCGCCAGUACUUGUUGGGCCGCCGUUUCACGGUCCAAACGGAUCAUCGCAGCCUUAGAGCUCUGUUACAUCAAACGAUCCAGACUCCGGAGCAACAGAGGUGGCUCUGCAAGCUCGUUGGAUACGAUUUCGACAUUGAAUAUAAACCGGGAAUUUUCAAUGGGCCUGCAGAUGCUUUGUCGCGAGUGACUCGCGUCUCUUGUAAUGCCUUGUUGGCGGAAUCCCGACCACUACCUAUUCUAUGGGACUCGGUGAAGCGUGCCUACUCUGUUCAUCCGGCCACCAUGAAGUUAAUCACGGAUAUCACUACAGAUCCAGGUGACCACCCAAACUUUCGACUUAGGGACGGGUUGCUAUUCUUCAAAGAUCGGCUGUGGAUUCCCGAGGACUCGGCUCUCCAACCCUUGCUUGUCGCAGAGUUUCACACAACCCCAACGGGGGGUCAUGCAGGAAUUCAGAGAACUCUCGUCCGGUUAGCAAGUGUAUUCUACUGGCCGCACAUGAAACAGACAGUUGCUCAGUAUGUGGCACAUUGCACGGUUUGUCAGGCCAUUAAACCUAUUAAUCGGGCUCCUCAGGGGCUGUUGCAACCCUUACCAAUCCCCGGCAAAAUAUGGCAUUCGGUGUCGAUGGAUUUUAUCACGGGUUUGCCUCCGUCGGAAGGAAAGACAGCACUCAUGGUCGUGGUUGAUCGGCUGUCAAAACAGGGACAUUUUUCUGCGUUACCGACGAGUUUCACAGCACCCCAAGUCGCUGAAAUUCUGAUACGGGAUGUGGUCAAGCUCCACGGCACACCAGCUCAAAUUAUAUCGGAUCGUGAUCCAAUUUUUAUGAGUGGGUUUUGGCGGGAGUUAUUCAAAUUGCAAGGGACGAUGCUAGCCACGAGCAGUGCAUACCACCCCCAAACCGAUGGCCAGACCGAAGUCUUAAACCGAUACCUUGAGGACUAUUUACGGUGCUUCACAUCCGACCAUCCUCGCCGGUGGGUCAGAUAUCUACCGUGGGCCGAAUGGCACUACAAUUCAGCUUGGCAUUCGGCGAUCAAAAUGUCACCCUAUGAGGCUGUUUUCGGCAGGGAACCACCAACCUUACAAGAUUACUUGGCUGGCACAGCAACAGACUCGACUGUAGAUGUUGUUCUCACCGAGCGCGCAGCCCUUCUUUCCACAUUGCGCGAGAAUUUGAAGCGAGCACAGGUUAGGAUGUGCAAUCAGGCGAAUAUGGGACGAACGGAUGUUCAGUUCCACCCAGGUGAUUGGGUCUUAUUGAGGCUUCAGCCCUAUAGGCAGUCAACAUUGGCGCGUAGAAAGUCUCACAAAUUGGCUCGGAGAUUCUACGGGCCAUUCCAAAUAUUGGAUCGCAUAGGCGAAGUGGCGUAUCGCUUAGAGUUACUGGCCAAUGUUAAGAUUCAUAAUGUUUUUCAUGUGUCUAAGUUGAAACGGUUUGUGGGCAAUCCAAAUACUGAGAUUAGGACCCUACCAGACGAGUUCCUUAAUCAACAUCCACUAAGGGAACCAGAGGCUAUCCUGACGAGUAGGGAAAUUCUACGACACGGUAAAUGCUUCACCGAGAUCUUGGUUCACUGGAAAGGGCAGACGACUGAAGAUGCGACGUGGGAAGAUGCUGAGGAUUUCCACAUCACUUUUCCAGACUUCAUCCUUGAGGACAAGGAUAAAUUUCAAGGGGGAGCUAUUGUUGCAGUCCCAGCUGUUGAGAAAGGGCUGAGGGAGCACCAGCAACAAGCACCUAUGCCCAGGCGUAGUUUGAGGAGGAAUCAAGGAUUGGGCGGCAGCAAAUUCAAAGACUUUGGAGUAGGGGAUUACAAAGGAGGUUAUCUAGCAUGUGAGAAUGUCCUGGCACAACACCUGAGUGUUGUCUCUGGGUUUUAUCUUAAAGGGAAGUCUGAUUUUGUUGAUAAACCAAUAGCAAGAGAUGCAUGGAAAGGGAUAUGGGAUGAGAUUAUGGGAGUGAGUGGCAGGUCAUUGCUCAUGUACAUGGCUCCGUAUGGUGGCAAGAUGGAUGAGAUUCCAGUGUCUGAAACUCCAUUUCCACAUAGGAAAGGUAACUUGUAUAACAUACAGUACCUUGUGGUCUGGGGAAAUGAUAGCGCUGAAGAGUCUGAUGAGAGUUUGAGAGUGAUUAGGAGAUUGUACAAGCAUAUGAGACCUUAUGUUUCCAAGAACCCCAGGGCUGCAUACUUGAACUUCAGAGAUCUAGAUCUGGGGAUUAAUAUGGAUGCCAUAAGCUACUCUGGAGCUAAAGUUUGGGGAAAACACUACUUCAAAAGCAAUUUCAAGAGGUUGGCUCUAGUGAAGGCUGAGGUUGAUCCUGAGAAUUUUUUUAGGAAUGAACAGAGUAUUCCUCCACUUUACAGGUCAUAUGAUUGA